Messenger RNA from Python bivittatus (Burmese python), 1986 nucleotides. RefSeq names its product death associated protein (gene DAP). NCBI's taxonomy places the organism in Eukaryota, Metazoa, Chordata, Lepidosauria, Squamata, Pythonidae. The record is from RefSeq and is a predicted model, not a curated record. Gene Ontology annotation, molecular function: death domain binding. Gene Ontology annotation, biological process: cellular response to amino acid starvation; apoptotic signaling pathway; negative regulation of autophagy.
GCAGCGCAGCGACGGUGAGUAGCCACGUUGACAAGUGAGGCUACACGGAGGAGGAGUGUCUUCCGCGCUGGACUCGCGACUGUCCUGUUGGCAGCAGCGGCGGCGGUUCCCGAGCGAACAAUGUCUUCGCCACCCAAAGUCAAAGCAGAAACCCGCGCUGGACACCCUCCCGCUGUCAAAGCUGGUGGAAUGAGAAUUGUGCAAAAGCAUCCACAUGCUCCAGAUACCAAAGAAGACAAAGAUAAAGAUGAUCAGGAAUGGGAAAGUGGCACCAGUCCACCUAAACCAACUGUGUUUAUUUCUGGUGUCAUUGCAAGGGGUGAUAAAGACUUCCCUCCAGCUGCAGCACAAGUGGCCCAUCAGAAACCACAUCCCUCUGUGGAAAAACUUCCUCCCUCACAACAUGUCAACCAAUAUAUUCACCAGCCCCGCAAAUGAAUUGCCUGUCCCAGACCAGCCACGGUAUUUUGCAAAUGGAAAGAUUAAGAGAUUCCUUCUACCAGAUCUUUUAAAAACGGAUAUCUCCUGUUUUUGCCUUAAUUGCCUAUGGUUUAAAUGGUUUAAUGAAAGGGGAGGGGAGAGCAGAAAGGGGGGGGGAAUCACUUCAAUCAUCCCAGCUGAAAAGCUGAGUCUUGUGUACUGCCAGUGAAAAAUGUUAUGUUCAUAGCAAUGCAACACACUGCAGAUAGUUUAGGUUAACAAUUUCUUGGAAUAAUUAUUUUAAACUUUUUCUAUUCCUGGAUGUUGGCAUUCCAGGAACAUGUAACAUAAGGAAGUCAUAAUGGCUUAUAUCUUUUUCCUGGUCUUUUCUAAAGAAAUUUUUUAAAAUAUGUGUGACUCAGAUUUCAUUUUGAUAUUUCUUGUUUUGUUCUUAAAAGUAUUUGAGGAAGAACCAGCUGCUUAAUUUUAUUUUUUUAGUGGAUAAUCUGAAAAGACUAGACAUUUCUCUUACAGUAUGUGGUCCUUUAGGAGAACCAUCCCACAGCUUCUGGCAACAUAGCCUAACAUGCUGGUUGGCCUGGUUGGUUCUCUGCAUUUCUUUCCAAAUUAAUAGAAGAAUGAACAAAAAUUUAAUUAAAGGUUGUGUAGAUCUGCAUGUUGCUCCAUUUUUAGGUACUCCUGAAGGAUUGGCACUUUUUCACCUUUUCAAAACAGUUUUUAUAUAUGCAGGAAUCAGUUGUGCAAUCUUUCCUACAAAUAAAAACUUUAGAUUACAGUACAUGGAAAGUUGGCUAAAAUGAUUUUUUCUGGGAAUCUUUAUGUACAAGUAGCUCUUGAAUGAACCAUGAAUGAAUAUUCACAUUUAAAAUGCCCUAUGUGUAAUCUAAAAUACUAUCGACCAUAUUCAAUUACUGCAAGUUUGAUAUAGUUAUACACUGACAACUAAAGUUUGUGCUAGGUUGUGGUGAAAACUGAAGUAACAUAUGUUCAUGAGAAAGCAGUCUACUUGCUUCUUUGUUCAUAGCAAGCAGAACAGAGGCCAGCUCUCAUGUGAUAAGAGAUUGAUGAUGAAAAUCUGUAUCCCUGUGUGUGUCAGAUGUAUCUGUUAAAUUCAGUGGGAACCAGGUGAGCAGUAAAAUGCACAUCUGGAUGCAAAGUUGCAGCAGCUAUGUAUGAGGAAUAUCUUUGCUGAAUUGGAGAAAGAAGUAAACUAAGUAACCUACUUAGUAAAACUUGGUCAUGCAUACACAACUAUACUACAGCUGCAUAAUUUUAAAAUCAUUCCAUUCUAUGUAAUCAAGUUUCAUUUGCUUUUUUAUAGGUACUUUAAUUUUUAAAUGAUUUAAGUACAUUAAAUCCCUUUUAAAUUUUCAAACAAGCCAUUUUAAUGAUUUUCAGAAAAGUUAUCUGUUAAUGCAUCAUUGUUGCAAGUGCUUUUCACUCCUUUUGGGCUUAGGAGAACCAUUUACUUUUAACGACAACAUGACAAAGUGAUAAGAAGAAGGAAUUUUAAUAAUAAAAAACUUUCCUGGAAAUAUUGCUAAA